Bicyclus anynana (squinting bush brown) is the source of this 1355-nucleotide messenger RNA. RefSeq names its product nuclear envelope phosphatase-regulatory subunit 1 homolog (gene Cnep1r2). Gene Ontology annotation, cellular component: Nem1-Spo7 phosphatase complex; cytoplasm. The coding region runs from base 210 to 590 and encodes 126 amino acids. Lineage: Eukaryota; Metazoa; Arthropoda; Insecta; Lepidoptera; Nymphalidae. The record is from RefSeq and is a predicted model, not a curated record. The transcript is spliced from 4 exons.
UGACAUUGACGUAAUUGGCUUUGAUUAGAGAAAGAUUGUGAUUUGAUUUUCAAAUGUGUUACAAUUUUUAUUGAUUAGCGAUUUGUGGAUAAAUAAUAAAAUUUAUAGCUUUAUUACAACAAUUAAUAAUUAUAAGUAUAACAUGCCAGUAGUUAAUAGUUUGCAGUACCACUAACACUGUAGUAUGUGAUAGAACAAACGACGAUAAAAUGUCUUUAGAACAGACCGCCUGUGAUGACUUGAAGGCUUUUGAGAGGCGUCUCACAGAAGUCAUAGCAUGUCUCCAGCCAGCCACUAUGAGAUGGAGAAUUCUCCUGGCAGUGGUAUCGGUAUGCACCGCUAUAGCUGCCUGGCACUGGCUGACUGAUCCACUCACACCAGUAGUGUCAUUGACACAGUCAUUAUGGAAUCAUCCCUUCUUUGCAUUCACUUCUACAUUUUUAGUGUUAUUGUUUAUGAUGGGAGUGCAUAGAAAAGUGAUUGCACCGAGUAUCAUAACAGCUCGGACAAGGUCCGUCCUCAAUGAUUUCAACAUGUCUUGCGAUGAAACUGGGAAGCUGAUUCUGAAGCCACGACCCGCAAACUCCUAAAAUAGUUAAUGUGUUCUCCAAUGGCGAGCACAGGCUUUUUAACUAGGGUAUGCACAAUAGGUGCAAAAUGGAAAAUUCCUGUCGCAAUACAGGUUCGUAAUGAGUUCUUAGGGUAGGCAGGGCAUUUUUGCAUCUAUGGUGUGAUCGCUACUGAUGGCAUGCAUUGACAGACUAAAAAAAGCACUGCCUACCCUGAGCUGCUCAUUACAAACCUGUAUUUGAUAGUCAGGGAUCCAUAGAACAUUUUGUACAAUAGAUUACUAACAAAAUUAUUUUUUUGUAGACGCUCAAAAAUUUUCAUUUCCUGGUAACACAAUUAACUACUAGAAUCAAGAAUUUUCGUAAAUAUAAAAAGUUGAUCGUCUCAUCAAGAUGUAGCUACUCUCGAAAAAUUAACUUGAUAGUAAUCAAAGUGCCUAGUAGAAGUUUUCAAUAUUUUCAUACUGUGACGAUCGCGUAAACGCAAACGCGAAUGUAUAUGGAAUUAAAACAGAUGUCCCACUAGGUGGCGCUGUUUCAAUUCCUUACAAUUUCGCGUUUACGUUACGCGACCGUCAUAGUGUGAAAACUGCAACUAGACACUCAGUUGUAAAAAAUGUUCUAAUUAUCCCGGACUAUGAAUGUGUAAUUUGUGCAUACAGUGCCUAACCUAGUUAAAAGCCUUAUGCACGCCACUGGUGUUCUUUGUAUAUAAACAUAUUGUUUAAGUAAAAUGUUGUUUCAAUUCUGUUAAUAUGUCAACAAAUAAAACCAAUUAUAGAGAGA